Molecule: messenger RNA, 3017 nt
Organism: Rubroshorea leprosula
Lineage: Eukaryota; Viridiplantae; Streptophyta; Magnoliopsida; Malvales; Dipterocarpaceae
Source: the annotation of a GenBank genome assembly
AACAGAAGGGAGCUGGAAAUGCAACUUGAUCAAAUCUGGGUUGGAGGCCAAAAAUUAUGGGUGAACACACCAAGAUAUGAUGAUGUGAAGAAAGAAGAAGGGGAGCGGAGGAAUUAUCAAGCUGUUGCCCCAAAAAUUCAAGACAGAAGUUAUGCAGAAGUGGUGCUGGGAUUACAGGAAAGAGGACCGAAAAAGGGGAGUGAUUUUCUGCUCAAUCAAGAGGUAGAAAGAAGGCCAACAAGCAGUAGAAUCAAAACCAAAACCGAACAUGGAAGCUUCGGAAAUAGGAGAGUUUGGAAGGAAAAAGGAAUAGGAAAAAGGUGGGAGGGAAUGGAGUAUAAUGCAAAACCAGAAGACUAUGAAUGGCUUAAAGGGUGUUAUGUAGGAACGGUUCAUUCCGUUGAGAUGGUUCGAAAUCUCCAGGAGAAAUUUUACAUGGAGGGGUAUUUUUCCUGUCAAAUUCGAGCAAUGGGGGGGAAGAUGGUCUUGUUAGAUUGUGAGGAGAAAGAAGAACUGAAGGAUCUUGUGGAAAUGGCCUCAGAUUGGCUAAGCCAAUGGUUUGAAGAUGUGAAUGGAAGCUGUCUCCAGGAAGAAGAUGAUGACGUGGUGGGUUGGCAAAGAAGGGGAAUGGAGAAACCUCGGGAACAUGCCACAUCGGGGAAGGGGAAACAGUGCAACACAAGGGAAGACAGCCUGGAGCACAUUCAAAAUUUGAAAGAGGUUGAGAUUAGAGUAGGGGCAGAGGAGGCGCGGCUGUUGCAAGGAGACGUUGCUUUGUCAGAAGCUUGGGCGUUGAGGAGGGAGAACAUCUGGGCCUUAGUAGAAAAGAACAGCUUGGACAUUGCAGAAGGGGACCCGUUCUGGAAAGGAUUUGAAGCAGAACAAAGAGGCAUAGAAGAAUGGAUCAAGAAGCAAAGAGAAGAGGGCUCAACGAAGAAGAAAAGGAGAAUCAAGAUGUGUAGAUCCGUGUAUGCUAAAUCAAGAGCAGUGGGUAUGGGUUCAAAAUCAAAGAAAGGGAGAAGAAAACAGUGCAAACAAGACGCAGAGGGGAGAACCGAGCCAAGUUUUCUACCUUGCUCAAAGGGGAAGAUUGCGGGCGACUCAGUAGGGGUAGUGGCCGAGGAUGAUAGGGAGAUCAUUCGAAGAAUUGAAGAGAUGGAGAGUAGAGACAGCCGAGACAAAGCAGAGAAGGCAACUCACGGUUCUGGGGAUGUGAGGAAGUGUUUAAUUUCGAGUAGAAAUGGGAAUUGGUGCCUCGCAAGAGAUUUUAAUGCUGUUGGAAGUAUAGAAGAAAGAGCAGGAUGUAAGGGGAUGUCUGUAGAGAUGGAAGAAUUUGAUGAUUUUAUUCACAAUGCUGGGCUGAUUGAUUUACCACUGGUGGGUCGAAAGUAUACGUGGUAUAACUCUAAUGGACAAUACAUGAGUAGAAUUGAUAGAUUCUUGAUUUCGGAAGAGCACCCAGAAUGUAAGGAGAUUAUCAGAACAACAUGGAAUUCAAGUGAAAUAAAUGGAGGGAAGGGAUAUAAGCUUAAGGAGAAACUGAAAAUGACCAAGAAAGCACUAAAGGACUGGAGCAGCAAAUCAAUGGCAGAUGUGGAUAGAAAAAUCAGUGAAUCUGAAAAGAUGAUAGCGGAAAUAGAUGAACAAGGAGAGAAGAACACAUUGUCUGCUACUAACAUUGAAAAAAGAAGAAAUUGCUUUUUAGAUCUAUGGAAGCACUUGAGAAUCAAGGAGAGAAUGUGGCAGCAAAAGUCAAGAAUGGCGUGGCUGAAAGAAGGGGAUGCGAAGACAAAGUUCUUCCAUAGGUGUGUGAAGGGAAGAAGCAGAAGAAAUGAAAUCAACUACAUCCAGAUAAAGGGCGUACAACACACUGGGCUAGUUGAUGGAGUUGUGAUAGCGAACGAGGUCAUUGAUGAGGCCAAGAGAAAGAAGAAGAAAAGCUUUCUGUUCAAAGUGGACUUUGAGAAAGCUUAUGACAAUAAGUUUUUUAUGGGGGGUGGGGGUGAGGAGAGAAAAAUAAAGUGGGUCAACUGGGAUAAGGUGUGUAAAAAAAAGGAGGAAGGCGGGUUGGGUGUGAGGGAGUUGAGGAAGUUUAACCUGGCGUUGUUGGGUAAAUGGUGGGGACGUUUUGCUGAAAAAAUGGAGGGGUUGUGGAAGCGAGUAAUUAUAGGGAAGUAUGGAGAGAGAGGGGGACAUUGGCUGGACUGGAUUAAAGAAAAAGAAGGACUAGGCUCUACAUGGUGGAGGGAUGUAUGCUGCAUUGAUAAAAUUGAUAGGGAGAGAGUAGGAUGGCUGUUGGAAGGUUUUAGAAUAAAGCUUGAGGAUGGUAAGAGGGUGAGCUUUUGGUGGGAUAACUGGUGCGGGGUGGGCUAUCUUGCUAAUAAAUACCCUAGACUGUAUUUGUUAUCUACAGGAAAGGACAACAAGUGCUACCAAAUGGGAAAUGACGGAAAUGAACAAUGGAGUUGGAACCUCCAAUGGAGAAGAAAGCUAUUUGAAUGGGAGACUGAAGAGGCAAAGGAGCUCCAACAAUUGAUAGAAGACAAGAGGAUCACGCAAGGAAGGCCUGACUCGUGGGAAUGGGUCCAUGACAAGGAUGGACAAUACUCCACUAAGACAGCAUACUCAAUCUUAACAAAAGAUCAGAUAGAAACAAAUGAGAUCUCGACAUUCAAAAGAAUAUGGAAUCCCAAAUUUCCAAGGAUUCUUGGAGAAUCAGAAGAUGGCAAAUGCGUCUUUUGCAAAGUGGAAGAUGAGGACUCCAAACACCUAUUUCUGAAAUGCAAAAUAACCAGUUGGGUGUGGCAAGAAUGCGCUAAAUGGUGGGGAAUAGAGAUUCGGUUGGAAAGGGAUUGCUGGAAUUCGUUUCAAAUGUUUGGGAAAUGGAGCAAAGAUCCAAAGGUGCCACCAAAGAGAAGGAUUAGAGAGCUUGAAAUAAAGAAUGGAGAGCGAGAGUGGAGAAGAAGAAAAGUUAAGAGAAAGUGAAACUGAUUGGAAAUUAAAGUUUGAAUAUUUUA